AUGUCUUCUUCGGUCGAGCUGCUACCUCACCAGCAGUCAUACCUUUCUCUGCUCCUGGCUUCUCGUAUCCUUGCCUUCGAUGGCCCUUAUACGCUGAAGUCGGGCCGUAAAUCGCCCUACUUCUUCAAUGCCGGUCUCUUCAACACUGGAGCCAAGGUGGCAGAGUUGGCUCGAUGCUAUGCAGAGGAGAUCGUGAACAGUGGCCUGCUGGGUAGCAAAGAGGAGCAGGAGAACACAGUGCUCUUUGGACCUGCUUAUAAGGGAAUCCCUCUAGCUACGGCUGUAGCUCUUUCGCUCUCUCAGGCUCCCCACAACAUCGAUCUCGGCUUCUCCUUCAACCGCAAAGAGAAGAAGACACAUGGCGAGGGCGGCAGCCUGGUGGGCGCUCCUAUGAAGGGCAAGAGGGUCAUCAUCCUGGACGACGUCAUCACGGCCGGAACCGCGAUCAAUGAAGCUGUGGACAUCAUCAAAGCCGAGGGAGGGCACUUGAGCGGCAUCAUCAUUGCCUUGGACAGGCAGGAAAAGGUGACAGAGACAGACGACGUGUCGGCAGUGGGCGCUGUUGCGCAGAGGCUAGGCACAAAGGUCACCUCGGUGGUGAAUCUGAACCAGGUCAUUGCUUUCCUCGAGAGCAAGGGCAUGUCCAAGGAGGUUGAAGGCAUGAAGGAGUACAGGUCACGCUAUGGUGUCCAAUGA
This is a messenger RNA of Microstroma glucosiphilum, 696 nucleotides long. Its product is annotated as orotate phosphoribosyltransferase. The coding region runs from base 1 to 696 and encodes 231 amino acids. NCBI's taxonomy places the organism in Eukaryota, Fungi, Basidiomycota, Exobasidiomycetes, Microstromatales, Microstromataceae. The record is from RefSeq and is a predicted model, not a curated record. The transcript is spliced from 2 exons. Gene Ontology annotation, biological process: 'de novo' pyrimidine nucleobase biosynthetic process; pyrimidine ribonucleoside biosynthetic process; pyrimidine nucleotide biosynthetic process. Gene Ontology annotation, cellular component: cytoplasm. Gene Ontology annotation, molecular function: orotate phosphoribosyltransferase activity.